Molecule: messenger RNA, 1477 nt
Organism: Linum trigynum
Lineage: Eukaryota; Viridiplantae; Streptophyta; Magnoliopsida; Malpighiales; Linaceae
Source: the annotation of a GenBank genome assembly
AACUAAAUUGGGCCGGGCCGCCCAGGGAAAAAAAAAAAAGAAAAUCAAUCGAAGAGCAUCAUCCUAACGGAAGUCCCGAGAGCCAUCACUUCCCGGAACCAGCCAGCGGCCAUCUCCAGCACAGGCGACGGCUGAACUGAAACCAGAGACGCAACUGAAGCUAACCCAAAGAAGGAUCAAGCAAAGCUAUUGAACAGGGCAAGCAAAGAAUGGUCUUUCGAUCGAUAUUUGACGCUCCAGAAAUCAGAAGCGAGUUUGAGAAAGCAGGGGUCAGCCUUCAAUUCAUCCCAGUGAUUUGGAAGCAUGUGGUUAAGAACCCUACCUGUGAAUGGGAUGAUAUACCAAGCCUGCCGUCUGCUGCAUACUCAGUUCUCCGCUCAAAGUUCAGACCUUUAACUUCUAUUGUUGACUCUGUUAUCGAUUCAAGUGAUGGGGUCACUACCAAACUCCUCAUUAAGCUUCAGAAUGGAGCAUUUGUGGAGGCAGUUGUUAUGAGGUAUGACAGUCGUUUGGGGAGGUAUGAUGGCAAAACUCGUCCCGGUGGCCCAAGGUCAACACUCUGUAUUUCUUCCCAGGUUGGUUGUAAAAUGGGUUGCAAGUUCUGUGCAACUGGAAGUAUGGGAUUCAAAAGCAACCUAUCAUGUGGAGAAAUUGUUGAACAAUUAGUUCAUGCUUCUCGCUUGUCAGAUAUACGUAAUAUUGUCUUCAUGGGGAUGGGUGAACCAUUGAACAACUAUACCAUGUUGGUAGAAGCUGUUCGUGUUAUGUUAGCACCUCCAUUUCAGAUCUCACCAAAGAAAAUGACUGUAUCCACGGUUGGGAUAAUCCAUGCUAUCAACAAGUUGCACAAGGAUUUGCCUGGUUUGAACUUGGCAGUAUCGCUCCAUGCACCUGUUCAGGAAAUCCGCUGUCAAAUAAUGCCAGCAGCUCGUGCUUUUCCAUUGGAAAAACUUAUGGCAUCUUUGCAAGCAUAUCAAAAAGAAAGUCAGCAGAAAAUACUGAUCGAGUACAUAAUGCUUAAUGGCGUAAAUGACGAAGAGCAGCAUGCUCAUGAGCUGGCCAAAUUGUUGGAGACUUUUGAAGUGGUUAUAAACUUGAUACCUUUCAACCCAAUUGGAAGUUCUAGUCAAUUCAGAACCAGCAGUGAGGAGAAGGUUUCGAAGUUCCAGAAAAUCUUGAGAGGCGUCCAUGGCAUCAGGACAACAGUACGGAAGGAAAUGGGUCAGGAUAUAAGCGGUGCUUGUGGUCAGUUGGUAGUUAAUCUGCCUGAUAAGAGCAAGGGAGCUGCCAAAUUGACUGACAUUGAAGAUCUCCGAUUUUGAGAGUUAUUGUGAUGGCCUUUUUCAUUUGUGUAAGCGUAGUAGCUGAAAUUGCUUUGGUUUAUCAAAACUCUCUGAAUCGCAGAAGCCCCUUAUUAGUAUAGAUAGUGCAGUGAUGCACACUUAUUUUUUCAGAAAGCCGGUGUCUGAACUGACAG